Budorcas taxicolor (takin) is the source of this 505-nucleotide messenger RNA. Its product is annotated as astrocytic phosphoprotein PEA-15-like. Gene Ontology annotation, biological process: MAPK cascade; negative regulation of extrinsic apoptotic signaling pathway via death domain receptors. The transcript has a single exon. The coding region runs from base 1 to 393 and encodes 130 amino acids. The record is from RefSeq and is a predicted model, not a curated record. Gene Ontology annotation, molecular function: protein binding. Lineage: Eukaryota; Metazoa; Chordata; Mammalia; Artiodactyla; Bovidae.
AUGGCCGAGUACAGGACCCUACUCCAGGACUUGACCAAUAACAUUACCCUUGAAGAUCUGGAGCAGCUCAAGUCAGCCUGCAAAGAGGACAUCCCCGGUGAGAAGAGUGAGGAGAUCACUACCGGCAGUGGCUGGUUUAGCUUCCUGGAGAGCCACAAUAAGCUGGACAAAGACAACCUCUCUUGUAUCGAGCACAUCUUUGCGAUCUCCCGCCGUCCUGACCUCCUCACUAUGGUGGUUGACUACAGAACCUGUGUUCUGAAGAUCUCUGAGGAAGAUGAGCUGGACACCAAGCUAACCCGUAUCCCCAGUGCCAAAAAGUACAAAGACAUUAUCCGGCAGCCCUCUGAGGAAGAGAUCAUCAAAUUGGCUCCUCCACAGAAGAAAGCCUGAGCAAGGAGGAGGAAGAGGAGGAAGGUUGGACCUUCAUCAGACCACUCUUUCUCCAUCCUCCAGGGGAGGGGCAAGGGCAGCCCUCCCCCAUCUACCCACUUACUAACCUGGU